Molecule: messenger RNA, 2878 nt
Organism: Syngnathus typhle (broad-nosed pipefish)
Lineage: Eukaryota; Metazoa; Chordata; Actinopteri; Syngnathiformes; Syngnathidae
Gene: susd1
Product: sushi domain containing 1
Exons: 17
Coding region: 241-2577 (778 amino acids)
Molecular function (GO): calcium ion binding
Source: RefSeq, a predicted model, not a curated record
GAUUGUAUCAAUUGUGAAAUGUAACUGAAUGUGUCAGAAUAUCGUAGCAGAUGAAACCACAAAACCAACAGCUAUAAAAAUACCGCUGGCAAUUUUGAAUUUUCUCAACCUUAUCUCGGUUCCGCAGUGACAUAGUAAGGGCGCUCUCUAUACGAAGAUUCAAAAUGAAAGAAGAAGUGAAAACGAGGAGGAUAACUUUCACAUGAAAUAAGGUCAGAGCAAGGCGACAUUAAAUAGAAGAUGGGCAAGAAAAGCACGACUGCGCUCAUGAUUUUUCUUUUUGGUGUGGCUUCAGCUGCCGCAAACACUCUGGAUGUGUGUGCGAGCUGCCACAUUAACGCCACAUGUGAUGACAAACUUGAUGACUCGGGAAAAGUUUGCAACUGCAAGUAUGGUUUUGUAGGAAAUGGAAGAAGCUUUUGUCAAGAUAAAGAUGAGUGUCAGAUAGGAGCCACUAAGAUCUGUGGGCAGCACACAAAAUGCCACAAUACAUACGGUAGCUACUACUGCACCUGUGUGGCGGGAUACAUGGCUUCCAAUAACAUGCCAGUCUUCAUUCCAAAUGAUGGAACCCAUUGCCGGGACAUAGAUGAGUGCAACGUGGUGGGCAUUUGUGGAGAAGGAGGUCAGUGCUGGAACCUGGAUGGAAGUUUUGACUGCAGCUGUCAGCUGGGAUAUCAAGUCCGCAAUGGGACAGAACACUUUCACCCUCACAAAGACAAGGCUUUCUGUCAAGUGGUGGACUGUGGUCUGCCAACAUCGCAGGAGGACACGAUACUGCUGUCAGCAACAGGGACGACAUUUGGCAGCGUGGCUACAUUUGAGUGUGGCGAGGGCUUUCGUUGGAGGAACGGAAGGAAUACCUCGCUGUGUGGGGCUGACGGACUUUGGCGUGGGCUCAACAUGAGCUGUGAAGAGAUAUCGUGUGGAAAACCCCAUACAGUGCCACACACUGGACAUGUGUGGAAUGGCACUUCCACCCCUGGAAGCAUGGUAAACUACUAUUGUAAUCAAGGAUAUAUUCACAUUGAGGGCAGUGCAGUAUCACUGUGCUCAUCUACUGGUACAUGGACGAAGCCAAAUAUUUCAUGCAAAGAAGUUGACUGUGGCUCUCCUCCUGACAUCUCUCAUUCACUCCUGUUAUGGGAUCACAUCUCCACUGUGGGCUCUCAGGUUGCUUAUCAGUGUCAAUCUGGAUAUUACAGUGUUGGAGAAAUAAAUCAAACAGUAUGUACUGACACUGGGAAAUGGGACAAGCCCUCUCUGCACUGUCAAGAAAUAAGAUGUCAGGAGCCUGUUUUGAAACCGCACAGUAAAAGGCUGUGGAAUGGCACAUCACAUGUUGGCAGUAUGGUUAUUUACCAAUGUGAUGAAGGAUAUGACACAAGGAGUGUGAGGAACUUCUCAAUAUGUGGACAGAACGGACUGUGGGAAGAAAUUGAUCUUUGGUGUGAAGAAAUAACAUGUGGGCCCCCACAAACCCUCCCCCAUACUAACCUCCUGUGGAAUGGUUCCGUUAGUCCUGGCAGCGUUGCGCUAUAUGAAUGUAUGGAAGGAUAUUACCAGGAGAAUGGAGAUAAUAUUUCCACAUGUCUAACAUCAGGCGAGUGGGCGAAUGUAUCAUUAAAUUGCAAAGCAAAAUGUGGUCCAAUCCCCAUCCUUGCCCACUCAGAGGUUGUAUUGCGUAACAUAAGUGUAGUGAUCCAUCGCUGUGCGAACGGCUACCACAGCUGGAGGGGCAGCAAUGUCUCCACAUGCAGCAGUUCUGGUGUGUGGCGGAUCGCUACGCUCAAAUGCAUAGAAACCAAGCCACCCAUCCAUCACCUAUUUGUUUCAAAUGAAAAAUGUCUGAAAUGGAGAGCAGAGAAGUAUGACGAAGACACAGAAACGUACAAGGUGAGCUACAUAGGAUCCAGAGACUAUGAGAGGGCGUUUUUUGAAAAAAGGAAAAGGUUUCUGAGUUCUAAGGCAGACUGGCCGGAGGUCUGUCUCAGCCUGCUUCCAGCCACAAACUACAGCAUCUCUAUCACUGCACUGUCUGUCGGAUUCAUGGCCACCAUCACUAUUAAUACCAGUUUAACAGGACCUGCAGUACCAGAUGUCCAUUACAGAGAAUAUGAGACUCCUGUACCAACUCUGAAGCUUCACAGAUCACCCAGUACUCUUGACCCAAUAAGUUUUUACCAAGUGUUCGUACUUCCUAUCGAAGGAGUUAUGGUGUUUGACUGUUCCUCGCCUGUGGAUGGAGAGAAAAGUGGUUCCUCACAGGGACACAUCGCAGCUGAAAUGCGUAGUAGAGAUGUUGGAACAGAGUUUAAUUUCACUGUGGGAGACGGUCACUAUUAUGGUGGCUUUUUCAAUGCGCCCCUCGAGAAAGGCAGAAACUACUACAUCAUCUUACGUGCUGUCAGUCAGUGGAAAAAGGAUUCAAAAAGUUCCUGUGUCCCCUGGGCUAAAGUUACAGGCACAUCCUACAUUGUGAAGAUUUUCUCGUUGUGUGCUGCUGCCUCAGUAGGAGUAAUCGCUUUAGCAGUUUUGCUUGGAUACACCUACAUUUGGUUUUUCAAGAAAAAAUGACUAUAAAUACUUCAAUAAAUGGAGUGCUAUUCAGUAUGUUGAAAACAAGAGAAAAUAUGUAUUUUUUUUAUUCGCUUGUAACAUUGUAUUGAUGUUGCUUUUCAUCCAUGUUCGCAUGCAAGGACGGUGGAUUUCAACUGUUAAUUGUCUAUCGUAGAAUUCAAUGUCUGUCAUGCACUUCUUUAAUCUGUAUAUUUUAAAUACGCAUUUACCAGUGACAGUCUUAAGGUAUUUUUUUGGAAAGGCAUUUCAUUUCAUUGAUGACGAUUUAAAUAAAGAAAUCUUGGAGAGACAAUGACAA